Triticum aestivum (bread wheat) is the source of this 1503-nucleotide messenger RNA. RefSeq names its product CCR4-NOT transcription complex subunit 9. The record is from RefSeq and is a predicted model, not a curated record. The coding region runs from base 989 to 1252 and encodes 87 amino acids. The transcript has 4 exons. Gene Ontology annotation, cellular component: CCR4-NOT complex. Lineage: Eukaryota; Viridiplantae; Streptophyta; Magnoliopsida; Poales; Poaceae. Gene Ontology annotation, biological process: mRNA catabolic process.
UACAAUCGCCGCCGCCACACUCCCCCUCCCACCUCGGGAUCUCCUCCCGAUCCAAAUUCUCUCGGACCAAGCCCCUUGUUUUGUGCCGCCGACCAACCACAGCUCGCAUCCACCUCGCUUUCAGCCUUCCACCAACAGAGCAGCGCCCGACCUCGCCGUCCCAUCCAUCCCAUCGAUCCAUCUCCACCCAAUCCAAUCCACCGCCUCCCCUGCCCUGCUCCCUGAAGCUGCUCGAGGUCCCAAGCAGGAGCGCUCGGCCUCGUCCCCUUGCACCGUCGUGGCCGACGACCUCCUCUGGCCGCAGCCCCGCGUCUCCAUGCUCGUGCCCGAGCAGGAGCCCCUCGAGACGGAGCUCAUCCAGCAAGCCGCAGCUCCUCCUGGUCGAUCCACCACUCCACCGUAGCCUUGCCGCGUCACCGCUACUCCUCCGCAACCCCGAGCACCCCUCGGAGCCCCGAGCCUCCCCGUGCUCCUCCACCUCGCCUCAUCCCCACCAUUCGUCGUUGCCAGAACCAGCUCGCCGGAGCAGAGCUCCUCCGCCGCUGCCCCUUCCCGUUCCCGAACGGAUCCGGCUGCCCUCGCCCCCGAGCUUCCCGAGCACGCAGCCGAGGGUCUCCCGCUCCCUCCGCGCUCCAAAUCGAGGAGAGCUCGAUCCCGAGCCCCCCUGCCUCAACCUUCGCCCCCUUGUCUCCGGCCAGAACGAGCCUCCCGUUGCGUCGCCCUCCGGAUCCACGCGGCCAGCCCUCGCCGGAGAACGCCCCAAGCCCCUGCGCCUCUCCAGCCGCGCGCCUGCAUCGAUGGGGUCAGCGCCCCGAGCACGUUGACCGCGUCCCCUCCCUCGGUCGAUCCAGCCUGCCGUAUCUAGAUCCCCAAGGCCCAGCCGAAGCCGGCCCAAGCCAGAUCCGGCCUCGCCUCGUUCCUCAUCGCGCCUCGCCCGCGGCCCACCAAGGCACUGCAGCCAGCCUCUCCACCAGUCGGGCCUCAGCCCAUGGUUGUGAGGAUUCGUUCGACUACUUCCGCUUGUCUUCUUCAUGGACUCGUUCUUCUUCCUAGCGGGAUUUCAGAAACGAGAGAUUUUUCAAGACCUUGCUCCACUGCUGUGGCACUCCUUUGGCACUGUUGCUGCACUGCUCCAGCUCACAUCCCACUGUACCUGUACCCGUUCCUGAAUACUACCAGCAAGACAAGACCUUUUGAGUACUUGAGGCUUACCAGCUUGGGUGUUAUUGGUGCUCUUGUGAAGGUAAAUUAAAACUAGAUACUUAUGCAAACUAGGAAUGGAUGGUCCAUAUAGAUUUUUGCUUUAAAUGGUGAGAGGGUUGUUGAACCAGAGGGGAAAACAGUGAUGGGGAUUGGCUGUAUUCUUUCUUUUUUUUGUAGACUAUAUCUUGUUCUUUUGGUAUUCUCAUUCCAGUAAUCCAGUCAUUUUAAUCAAAUGGACUGGUUGGGAUUGGAUCCCAGGAAUCUCAACAGGAACUGUUAUUUUUGAAGCAAACAGGCUAA